This is a messenger RNA of Aspergillus sclerotioniger CBS 115572, 934 nucleotides long. RefSeq names its product SDR family oxidoreductase. NCBI's taxonomy places the organism in Eukaryota, Fungi, Ascomycota, Eurotiomycetes, Eurotiales, Aspergillaceae. The record is from RefSeq and is a predicted model, not a curated record. Bases 97 to 840 code for a protein of 247 amino acids. The transcript is spliced from 4 exons.
GUAUCCUCGCUCCUUAUCCUCUUUUACAAGCUUGUAUCCGUCCAUCUUCAUCAUAAAUCACUACUCACCGCUACCGUGAUCCUCCCGCCCCGCACAAUGGCAUCCCCAACCAUCUAUCUCAUCACUGGCGCCAACAAAGGAAUUGGCCUCGCUCUGACCCAAACCCUCCUCUUCCGCCCCAACACCACAGUCAUCGCAACCGUCCGCAACCCCGCCACGGCCGCCCUCCACACUCUCCCCACCUCCCCCUCCUCAUCCCUCAUCAUCCUCGCCCUCGACGUUCAAUCCCCCACCGACACCACGGAUGCCAUCCACACCCUCAAAACCACCCACAGUAUCACACACAUUGACACCGUGAUCGCCAACGCAGGCUACUACAACGACGCCGAGUACCGCAUCGACAACGUGCCCCUAUCCAACGUGCAGUUGCACUUUGACGUCAACACGCUUGGUGUGAUCCGUCUCUUCCAGGGCGUUUACGGGCUGCUCAGGAACAGUUUCAAGCCGAUGUUCAUCACUGUGAGUAGCUUCCUGGGAAGUAUUGGGGGACUCAGUAUGGAAUAUUUCCCGGGGGGUGCGUAUGGAUUGAGUAAGGCGGGUGUGAAUUGGGCGACGAGGAAGAUGCAUAUUGAGAACGAGGGAAUGGUUUGUUUUAGCGUGCAUCCGGGGUUUGUGAAGACUUACAUGGGGGAUGCGUGUGCGAAGAGUCUUGGGUUAGAGCAGGCGUUCACAGAGCCCCAGGAUUGUGCGGAUUCUUUGAUUAAGCUGUUUGAUGGCGCCACGAGGGAGACUGUUGGAGGCCGAUUUGUCAACUACAAGGGCGAGGAGGUACCCUUCUGAUGCAGUAGACAUGUGUUUAGAGUCGUUAGCUUGUAGCUAGUUGUAUUUUGAGGCUGUUUAGAUCUAGUUUAUGAUAUAUAAGCAUACAACCGAG